CACAGCUGUUCGACCUUCCCAGUGAUUGGCAAACACACUGUUUUCAUAACUUGCAACAAAAAUUAAAUUACAAUAGUUGAAAGAACCCAGAAAAAUGGCACAAAAGGUGAUCAAGUACUUUGGUCGCACGACAGACUUCCGUGGCAACACGUUGUGGGAGCUUGUCUCCGACCUACCCAACUGGGGAGUGGGCCGCCUGCUCAUACGUAACAUGUUCCAGCGAUAUCCGGAGCCCUGCUACAUGCGGAUUUUAAAGGUGCAGUCCGUGGACGAGCAGCCCGGCGAGAUCCGCAAGGUGCGGGUUACAGUGGAAAAAACGUGGCGCGGCGUAACUCAGCCAAAGCCCGUGGAGAUCUACAGCACCAGCUAUAAGGCGGACUUCGAAUUGGUGCCACAGGAUCAGGAAGCAAAGUACCUGAACAACAAGAAGAAGGUUGAACCAGCGGUUCUUCCCACCAAGAUUGACCUUCCGCCUCUGCUCCGCGAACUGGUCUCGGAGGAAACGGGCAACCCCAAUCCCCAGAUGAAGAUCCACUUUAAAGUUACCGACAACAAAACAGCCAGAUUAGCCAAGGAUGGUGAAAAGUCAACAGUUAAAUUCGCUCUUGGUGUUGGGCAGCCAAAACCCGUAAGCGCCAAGCUUUACGAUGGAAUAUUAUAAGCCUGGGACAUUGUUGAAAUAUUAAAUACAUCUAUUAUACACUUAAA
This is a messenger RNA of Drosophila santomea, 708 nucleotides long. RefSeq lists its product as uncharacterized. Lineage: Eukaryota; Metazoa; Arthropoda; Insecta; Diptera; Drosophilidae. The coding region runs from base 95 to 661 and encodes 188 amino acids. The record is from RefSeq and is a predicted model, not a curated record. The transcript has a single exon. Gene Ontology annotation, cellular component: mitochondrial small ribosomal subunit; mitochondrion. Gene Ontology annotation, biological process: mitochondrial translation. Gene Ontology annotation, molecular function: structural constituent of ribosome.